GCUGCUCGGAUUGUCACCCCCUUAAACGAGACCUAGAACCAGAAUAAUCAGGCGCUUAAAGUCCUUCGCCUUGAAGUGGAACUUGUCCAACCGGUACUGGUACGACACGUGCAGCCGCUUGAACUCUCCGUCCUUUGGUGUGUCCUCCGGAAACAGCAUGCUUUGAUUGAAACGUCAGGUUUCUUCAUCACCUUGGCCAGCUCCGAAUUGCCGCAAAUAACAUCCGCAUUGGCACCCUUCUCGGCAAGCAAUUUCACUCGUUCUUUUGAGCAACCUUGCACAAGUGAUAGGCCGCUGGCCGCUGAACAGUCAAUAAAUCCCUAAAUUGGCUGGCGAAGUAGUUCCGGCUGAACGCCAAAACUGUCCCGGUUCAUGGAAAGGGAAAACAAAUCUGCUCAAGAAGCUUCCGAAAUCCGACCCAAAAUCCCAAGAAAGACUGCUCGAACCUGAGCCAGUUAAACGACUUGUGCAACAGCUCCAAUAACGUGCUCGACCUUUGCUAUGCCAGCUCAAAUGUACCUGUCAAUUGUGCCCUCCUCACAGCACCUUCACCUCUCGUGAAAGACGUUCGUCACCACUUGCCCUUCCUGGUUUCUAUCUCGUGUACAGUGUUCACCUUUAGUGACACGAACGGUAGUAACUUCAUAGACUACCGCAAUGGUAACUACGAAGGUAUGAACGAAUUCUUGGCAACCAUUAACUGGACUCGACUGAUGGCCAAUCUCGACGCCAACGAAGCUGCUGUUACUUGGACGGAAAUUUUGACGCAAGCUAUCAACGUCUUCAUCCCGAAGAAACAGCGGCAACCUCCUCAACAUCCACCAUGGUCUACUCACCGCCUGAAGAAGCUUAAGACCGUGAAACGUGCCGCACUCAAGAAAUAUGCCAAGCAUCCGACAGAUCGUUGGAAAAACCACUACAGAUCUAAGAACCGGAAGUACAGUUUGUUAAACAACCAACUUUUUCGCCGCCACCUGAACCGCAUCCAGAGCCGCUUGAAACGUGAACCCAAAAAGUUUUGGAACCACGUCAACGAGCAGCGGAAAGAAACUGGUCUCCCAACCUCGAUGGUACUCGACGGUGAUGAGGCUACAACCACCGAGAGUAUUUGUGACCUUUUCCGGCGCCAGUUCUGCAGUGUCUUCAAUAACGAAACUGUAGCAGACUCGCAAGUUGCUAGGGCUGCUAGUAACGUUCCACUGCGACCUCCCAUCGGACCUCAUCCGGUGAUAAGCUCCGAGUCCGUUCGCCGUGCCUGCGCCCGCCUGAAGAGUUCCAACAGCUGUGGACCGGAUGGCAUCCCCGCGGUUGUACUCAAAAAGUGCAGAAACGGAAACAAAUUGACGCCAUCUACACGGAGCUAUCGGCAGCAUUCGACAAGCUAAACCACCGUAUUGCUGUUGCUAAACUCGAGCGACUAGGCUUCAGCGGUUCUCUGCUCGAAUGGCUUCGCUCCUACCUCACCGGACGAGAAAUGAGCGUGAAAGUGGGUGACGUAAUUUCUGCCAUAUUUGCUGUUUUUUCAGGCGUCCCCCAAGGCAGCCACCUGGGUCCCCUGAUUUUUCUCCUCUAUAUGAACGACGUGCACCCUCUGCUUAAAUGUCACAAGCUGUCUUACGCGGACGACAUAAAGCUUUUCACUGUUAUCGAGGAGACCGGAGACUGUCAGUUUCUUCAAGAGCAGCUCAACCGGUUUGCCAACUGGUGCUCCGAUAACAGAAUGGUUCUAAAUGCAACUAAGUGUUCAGCAAUCACUUUCACCCGCAAACGCAACAAAAUUUCCUUUGACUAUACUCUUUCAAACACCACCAUACCUCGGACGUCCUGUGUGAAAGAUUUAGGCGUGAUGCUGGAUAGCAAAAUGACAUUUACUGACCAUAUUACGUAUAUGGUUUCCAAAGCUUCCAAAACAUUAGGAUUCGUCUUUAGGAUAGCUAAGCAUUUUCGAGAUUUAGGCUGUCUCAAAGCUCUUUAUUGCUCGCUGGUUCGUUCUACGCUCGAGUACUGUUCCACGGUUUG
This is a messenger RNA of Culex quinquefasciatus (southern house mosquito), 2019 nucleotides long. RefSeq lists its product as uncharacterized. The transcript is spliced from 2 exons. Bases 675 to 1385 code for a protein of 236 amino acids. Lineage: Eukaryota; Metazoa; Arthropoda; Insecta; Diptera; Culicidae. The record is from RefSeq and is a predicted model, not a curated record.